Molecule: messenger RNA, 1830 nt
Organism: Helianthus annuus (common sunflower)
Lineage: Eukaryota; Viridiplantae; Streptophyta; Magnoliopsida; Asterales; Asteraceae
Product: zeatin O-glucosyltransferase-like
Exons: 1
Coding region: 123-1556 (477 amino acids)
Molecular function (GO): UDP-glycosyltransferase activity
Source: RefSeq, a predicted model, not a curated record
GUAGUACACAAAAAAAGCAAAGAUCAUGAAGUAGGUUUGAAGAAGACAACCAUACUCCUCGUGCUAUCCAUAGUACAAAUACUGAAAAAAACUCCAUAGUACAAAAUAACAUAUACUUUGAAAUGGCAAAUGAAGUGGUGGUGGUGAUGGUACCGUUCCUCGCACAAGGCCAUCUCAACCAACUCCUCCACCUCUCUCGCCUCAUCUCCACCUACAACAUCCCCAUCCACUUCAUCUCCACUGCCACCCACAACCGCCAGGUCCGCAUCCGUCUCCACGGAUGGAACCCAAAUAAUAAUCUUAUACAAUUCCAUGACCUAGAUGACCCUAUUGUCACCCCACAUCCUAUUAUUCCAAACACCACCUCCCACCCCAACUUCCCUACCCAUCUCCAACCUUACUUUAACUCAUCUCUUCUUCUCCGAACUCCGGUAGCGGACGUCAUCCGUUCGGUUUCACAAACAGCUAGAAAAGUUGCUGUCAUUCAUGAUUCACUCAUGUCUUACGUAGUUCAAGAUGUGUGUUUGAUACCCAAUGCGGAGACAUACAUCUUCCGAGGUUUAUCUGUUUUCUACUACUUCUGUUCUACUAACAUGAACCUGGGGAGAGAGCUGCCAUUUGAACCGGACAAGAUAUGCCAACUGCCGGCUCCUGGUGAGAGCAUAAGCCCAGAGUUCUCGGAGUUUAUAAAACUUCAAUAUGACCAUCAAAAGAAUCAUGUUGGUAAUGUAUAUGAUUCUUCGAGAAUCAUAGAAGGGAAGUUUGUUGAAUCCCUUAAGAGAGAUCAGGUAAAUGGAAAAUACCAUUGGGCAGUUGGGCCAUUUAAUCCGGUGGAGAUGGAUUCUGAUUGUUUAGACCGUCACAUUUGUUUGCAAUGGCUAGACAAGCAGCCUGCACGUUCUGUCCUUUAUGUUUCGUUUGGCACGACGACUACGUUCACAAGUGAUCAAAUCGCGGAGCUCGCUCUUGGAUUGGAGAGAAGCACGCAAAGAUUUUUGUGGGUGUUGCGGGAUGCGGAUAAGGGGGAUGGUAGUGUUGGGGUAAAGGCCGCGGGGCCCUCUCAUGAAAAGCCUCUCUUUGACAAUUAUCAGACCCUACACUCCACAUGCAGGAGUGUGGGAUUGCCGGAAGGGUUUGAAGAGAGAGUGGCGGGGAGGGGUUUGGUUGUGAGAGAGUGGGCCCCCCAGAUAGAUAUAUUAGGUCAUUUGUCAACUGGUGGGUUUGUUAGUCAUUGUGGGUGGAACUCAUGCAUGGAGGCUAUGACGGCCGGAGUUGCAGUCGCAACGUGGCCUAUACACACCGAUCAACCAUAUAAUGCAUUUUUAUUGUCAAAUGUUUUAGGGGUUGCGGUGGUGAUGAGGGAUUGGGAGCAUAGAGAUGAGUUAUUAACUUCGGUGAUGGUUGAGAAGGUCGUAAGGAAGCUAAUGGAUACAGAGGUAGGAGAAGCAGUAAGGAAGAGAGCGGCAAAAUUGGGUGGUGAGUUGCGAAAAUCAAUGGCAGAUGGUGGCGUGACUCAUGAAGAUUUGAACUCAUUGAUUUCAUAUAUUCAUAAAUAGAAUAAUAUGUUAAAGCGGAUCCUAAAGGCAUUUUGGUCUAAUGAUAUCCGAGUGUGUAAGACUAAUGUCCCUUUCUAAAUGGUCAAGAGUUGGAGCCUCAUGAUGAACAACAAUAAUGAAGAAUCAUAGUGGAUUAGAUUAGAUUGCUCUAAAAAAUGUAAAAGGGGAGGGUUUUUUAGAUUGCUAUAUUCCAUUUCUCAUAACAAAACUACAUUUUCUUUCUUUUAUUCAUCUUUGUACCGUAAAUCUUAUUAAAUAUUAUGAAUUUGCAACA